This is a messenger RNA of Maylandia zebra (zebra mbuna), 5722 nucleotides long. It is a transcript of the gene abcg4a, whose product is annotated as ATP-binding cassette, sub-family G (WHITE), member 4a. Gene Ontology annotation, cellular component: plasma membrane. The record is from RefSeq and is a predicted model, not a curated record. NCBI's taxonomy places the organism in Eukaryota, Metazoa, Chordata, Actinopteri, Cichliformes, Cichlidae. Gene Ontology annotation, biological process: cholesterol efflux; cholesterol homeostasis; transmembrane transport. Gene Ontology annotation, molecular function: ATP binding; ABC-type sterol transporter activity; ATP hydrolysis activity.
CGCCCUGCAUCCCAGACCGGCGUGCGCACCACACAGACGCACUAACCGGCGAGAGGAUAACGGCGGCUGCUCUGUCGGGCUGCAGCUGAUGCUGCUGAAGCAUCUGCAGCGCUGUUUGCUUGGUUUAGUGUGUGUGUCUGUGUGUGUGAUUCCAGAUGUCACCGACUGAGGAUUGGCGUCCACACCGCUGCGGGGGAUGUGUGUGAGUACAGGCCGUUUGGAUGCGAGUUCGGGACGGACGGAUUUCAUGAAAGGAACAAUCUCAGCGAGGGAAAACAUGACAGUCUUCCCGCUCCCCUGACGAUUCUCCGGGAUGCAGUCAUAGUCUGAGGCCGGACAUGAUCUUAAUCUCAGGGAUUGCUGUAGUUGAUGCGGGAUGAUGUGCGCCGCACCCCGAGUGAUAUUGAUAAGGGGAACACAGCUCGGUCCUUCACUACCCCGCUGAUUUUUUGCUUGACUGUGGCUCGUAGUGAUCAUCUUCAUUUAUUUAUUUUUAUUAUUUAUUUUUUAUUUUUUGAAUUUUUUUGCUGGGCUGGGACUAUUUGGGAGACCUUCUGAUGUGGAAGGACUGGGCUAUUUUGCCUGAAGGGAUCAAUUGAGCACUGUUGCUCUCACCCGGAGGGAAACCAGGGCUGAGCUGCUCACCUGGUCAUUUCAACACAACCUUUCAGCAUGGCUGAGAAGACGAUCGAGCAGGGCUCGGUCAGCAUCCCCAUGGAGGAGACCAAACUUCAUGGCGGAGCGCCUCAGGAGGCGCCGCUGCUCACCCACCUGAAGAAAGUGGAGAACCACAUCACUGAGGCCCAACGCUUCUCCCACCUCCCACGCCGCUCCGCUGUGGACCUGGAGUUCAAUGAGCUUUCGUACACCAUCCGGGAGGGUCCGUGGUGGAGGAGGAGAGACAAACUGACACGUGAACGCUGUGAAAAACACAACCUCGUUGGCAAAGGUUAUAAAGCCCUCCUGAAGUGUCUGUCAGGAAGAUUUAACAGCAGAGAGCUGAUUGGUAUCAUGGGGCCUUCUGGAGCCGGAAAGUCCACACUGAUGAAUAUUUUGGCGGGGUACAGGGAGACCGGCAUGAAAGGUACAAUCCUGGUGAACGGCCGACCGAGGGAUUUGAGGACUUUCAGGAAAAUGUCCUGCUACAUCAUGCAAGAUGAUAUGCUGCUGCCACACCUCACUGCGAGGGAGGCCAUGAUGGUUUCCGCCAAUCUGAAACUGAAUGAGAGCAUGCAGGUCAAAAAGGAGCUUGUGGACGAGAUCCUGACCGCUCUGGGCCUUCAGGAGUGUGCUCAGACACGUACCAUCUCUCUCUCUGGGGGCCAGUGUAAAAGACUGGCCAUUGCCCUGGAACUGGUUAACAAUCCACCUGUCAUGUUCUUUGAUGAGCCCACCAGUGGUCUGGACAGCGCGUCCUGCUUCCAGGUCGUUUCCCUCAUGAAGUCCUUGGCUCAGGGAGGACGGACAAUCAUCUGUACCAUUCAUCAGCCCAGUGCCAAGCUCUUUGAGAUGUUUGAUAAGCUGUACAUCCUCAGUCAGGGUCAGUGCAUAUACAAGGGCACAGUCCCUUACCUCAUCCCUUAUCUGAAGAACCUGGGUCUCCACUGCCCGACAUAUCAUAAUCCAGCUGAUUUCAUCAUUGAGGUGGCAUCGGGGGAGUACGGAGACCUGAACCCAGUGCUGUUUGACGCAGUCCAGGGCGGACUGUGCUCAGAGGAGGGCAAGAAGAACUCGAGGGACAAAACUGACUCCUCUUGUCCCUCACAGUGUCACAGUGACACAGGAACACUUGAGAAGCAUAGCUUCGCCACCAGUACAUUCACACAGUUUUGCAUCCUCUUCAAAAGAACCUUCAUUACAAUAUGCAGAGAUACGGUGCUGACCCACCUUAGGGUGAUGUCCCAUCUGUCCAUUGGAGUACUCAUUGGCCUGCUCUAUCUCAAAAUUGGAAAUGAUGCCAGCAAGGUUUUCAACAACACUGGCUUCCUCUUCUUCUCUAUGCUUUUCCUCAUGUUUGCUGCCCUGAUGCCCACAGUGCUAACCUUUCCUCUAGAGAUGUCUGUGUUUGUGAGAGAACAUCUUAACUACUGGUACAGCCUGAAGGCCUAUUACUUGGCCAAAACCAUGGCUGACAUACCGUUCCAGGUGAUUUGUCCAAUUAUGUACUGUAGUAUAGUGUACUGGAUGACAGAACAACCUGCAGAGGUGGGUCGCUACCUGCUCUUUAUGGCCUUGUCUACAUCCACAGCGCUGGUGGCGCAGUCACUGGGUCUGCUUAUAGGAGCUGCAUCAACAUCUCUGCAGGUGGCAACAUUUGUGGGCCCAGUCACAGCCAUACCUGUCCUCCUUUUCUCUGGCUUCUUUGUCAAUUUUGACACCAUUCCCAAAUACCUACAGUGGAGUUCUUAUGUUUCCUAUGUCAGGUAUGGCUUUGAGGGGGUGAUACUCUCUAUUUAUGGGAUGAACCGGUCUGAGCUUGAAUGUCCAGACCCUGUGUGUAAGUUUCAAAAGCCAGAGGAGGUCUUGCAGCUGUUGGAUGUGGAGGACGCAAAGCUUUACGUGGACUUCAUGGUGCUGGGGGUUUUCUUCCUGAUCCUCAGACUCGCCACUUACCUGGUUCUGCGCUACAAAGUCAAGUCAGAGCGUUAAGACGUCCAGAGGCACAGUGCUGAUGGAUAUGGAUGCUCAUGAAUAUCCCAGAAGUGUGAGAUAGUAAGAAAACCUAUCCUCUCUCUUUUUCAGUUUCAACAUUUCAAAAUCAAUCGAGUAUGUGCUGCACCAUUACUCAAACUGUACAGUAUGGUACAGAUUGAAAAGGUUUACUGAUAAGAAAAUGAAAAGUUUCAACUGUGAAUUGUUGUUCCCUGCACACUGUUACUGUAUGCCAGGUAAUGGUCACCAUCACCUUUCAUAAAUACAAUAAAAUAUUGCUCAGUGGCACCAUGAGUGGACAGAACACCCCCCAAAAAAGCAGAUCGCAUGUUUCAUUAAGCUGAGAAUUUUGAAAAUGUACUUUUUUUGGUGACUCCAGGAAAGUGUUUGUAACUUGGAGCUUCUUAAUCCAGUGCCUAAAAGGUAUUUCAAGGCCCACAACAGAAUCUGCUUAAUUGACACAAAGAACAGCAGCCAUCAAGAUGACCCUGAAACGUGAUUUCAAGUCAGAUCCUCUGUUAUUGCCAACAGAAAAGUGGAAGCCUUUUUUGGGGCUCAUCUCUCUCUCCUGUAGGAUAAUCUUGUCAGGUGUCCUUACCAAAAUGCACGACGUGGCGACUUGUCUUCAUGGAACAGAAAUCGACUGCCAGUGGAUGACUCUCCUCGCUGGAGACCAUUUUCGCAGGCCUUUUGCCCCAGCGCUCACAGUGAUGGGACACUUUGCCUCGGAUGAAGAGCUUGUGAAUAUGUUAAGCAAUGUGUCUUAUACAAAGACUGACAUGGAUUCGCCCCGCAUCCGGCCCUAACGACUCCUUACUUGCUCCUGCACGUGUUUGCUUCUGCCACAACUCGGGAAGCAUUGAGUGAAUUGGGAGCGACACGUGAAAGCGAGUAAGCUGUUUGCAGCCUGAUGCAGUGGGCCGUCUUCAUCGCAGACAGAAUAGCAUUUUAGGUGAAGUGCAAUAGAAUAUAUUAUGGCUAAAAAAAUAGCAAAAAAAAAGGAGAAGAAGAAGAAGAAAAAGUGUUGUUUGUCUAAUCAGUGUCGCUCUUUUGACACAGUUCUUUGAAAUGCUUGUUUCCACUCGUAUGACUCUUUAGCUGCCUCCUCCCUGAGCUGAAAAAGGAAGUCCCCUCCUCCUUUCCUCCUCUUUCUCUCUGCUUUGCUGAUGUCUGACAGAUGCGUGUUGUUCAAAACAAUGUUAGAUACUUGAAAUGCUGGCUGGGCGGUUUUUGUGCCUCUGAACUAGAAUGAUUUGAGUUUUCUCUGCUUCCUUGUUUGCACAUACACUACACCUUAUAUCUACAUGCUGGCUCUCUAUUUCUCUCUCUUACACACACACACACACACGCAGAGGUACAUUACAGACAUACACACACACAUCACCAUGGCAAUGUUUAGAAGAGCCUCUCCUAGUCACACGGCAAUGCAAAUAUUUUCCAAUAGACUUGCUAUGAAAUAUUUCUUACUCCAACUAUGCUACUUAGUAAUCCUUAUUAUAAUACUUCAAAUAAUGUGAGUAUAUAACCAAUGAUUGUACAGUGAGUAUGUCAUGCUGUAAACAAAUGUACAUUUGCACUUUUCAGUGUAUCUUUAUUGUUUUUUCUUAUUUAUUUGUAUUUAGUUUUAUUUUUUUAAACCUACAAGACGAGUGCUGCUUGAAAGUGCAAUGGGGGAAAGAAAACGGCACAUGGAUGUUGCAUGAUCAUCUUAGGAGUGAAAUUUAUGAGAUAUUAAAUUUUAGAGUAUGGGACAGUGGUUUUAUUUCCUCAUCCAAACAUAUCUGUCCCGCCACGUUUGAGGAGAUGCGAAUCCUCCGCUCUGCACUGAGCAUUUCUUUUAGAACAUCUGGAGCCACGUGUGCGUCACUAGUGCGGAUUAAAGAUGACACGAUCAGGAGUGAAAAGAGGCGAAUGUACGAGACGUCCUGGAUGGAAGAAGGCAGGGAUACAGAACAGAGAGCCAAAUAUGUCAUUAUGUAGCUAAAGAGGUUCGCAGUCUCUUUGGGAAGCAGCUGGAUUGGAGAGCAGAUCACUAAUCACUAAUCUGCUUCGCUGUUCAGCACAGAGAUGGCUGUGAUUAAUAGCAAUAGUUCACAUCGUGAUGUUUAUGAAACCUCCUGCAGUUUAUAAGGUUUAUGUUCUUCUUACCGGUUCUAUUAUGUGCAAUAACCACACAAAGGCAACUCUGUGAGACCAAUUACAUGAAAUGUGACGCUGAAAUUUUUUCGUUGUAGUGCGUUCGUUGCUUGUGUUCAGUGACAAAAGCUAAUGUAGGGAAAUGGAUUGUCAGAAAGAUUGUCACCUCAAAGACCAAAGCGGGAUCAUAACAUUUAUUCUAAUAUCAGGAUAAUUAUAGAAAAAAUGCAUGGAAUGAAAUAAAAGGUGUUUAAACUCAAUUUUCCUACAAAAACAGAUGAUAUGUGUUUUAAGUUUCUCUAAAUUGGAAGCAGAAACUUAACUGCAACUCCAACGCCAACCAAUAAACAGUCAUCAAGUAACUGGACAGUCUGGGGGAGUUUGGGGCUUAGAUGUUAAGGCCCGUGGUACCAAAGACGAAAACAAGUCUCCCUUCUUCUCCCCCAUAAUGUGCAUGCAGUGUCCAAUAUUACCAUUAAUUUUCUGACCAAAAUAAGUGCUCUGAGGACACAUUAACAAAGUCUGUAGUACAGUCAGUUUGUCUGGUAGAAUCCCUGAUUAGCUGAUUAUAAAUGAGGUGUGGGAAGAUGUGAGAUGUGUGUAAGCGUUAUGAAGUAGCUAUGGAAGUGAAAUUGCAGGAUGCAAUAUCACUUGAACGCAUGGUGACGUCACACUGUUUGCGCAGUCUCUUUAUCACUUUGCAAAAUCAUUUCACAGCUUCAUCCGUUUGCUCAUAAGAAGCCACCGGGCUUAUUGUGCACUCGCAUGGUAAAGAGUAAUAUGCAGGCUAUCCCUACAGAAAGCUUGGACUCUUAUUAAAAAUGUGUGAUGGGAUUAGAGGUAGUUGUUUUAUCUAAUUUUCCGCUUAGAGUUUAAUUUCUGAUUUUAAAAAAAAUGCAAGUUCUGUAUACUGAACGCUGUUCCGAGGAUUAUA